CGUUCCAGUUUCUGGUUAUAUCAUUUCCGUUCAGGAAGUGUCCGUUCAAAACAAAUGUUAGCUCGCUGUUGGAAUAUUUCUCAGUCCUCAAUGAGUUUUUACCGUAUAUAAAUACAAGACCUGUCGUAAUAAUUAACUUCCUCCUUUAUCAAUGGACACACCAGAGCCCGGCCAGGCAGAUGGAGAGGAGCGUCUCGUAGAGCUCCGACCUCGAACGCGCUCCAACCCAGAGGGUGCUGAGGACCGACGCAGCAGCACUGGCAGCCUCGGAGGCAACGGGAACCCCAGCAUAUCUCAGCCUGCCGUGGGAAGUCGUGUGGAGGGAGAAGGUGAGGCCUCGACCAGCGACAGCCCUCCAAGUUCCACCACCGCAACCAUCUCAGUGUCUACGGCUCAGGCUGUGGCUCCUACUGCCGUCACAGGUGCAACUGCUGCGGCCAGUGCUGCGGUACCACUGUCCACUACGGCCGUGUCAACCAAAGACAGGCCAAAGUCCACACAGCAGCACCCCACACUCACCACGUCCGUCCCUUCACCGGCAGAGUAUCAGCUCAGAGUGCCCCGUGUAAACUGCCCAGAGAAAGUGAUUAUCUGCUUAGAUCUUUCUGAAGAGAUGUCUUUGCCAAAGCUGGAGUCCUUUAACGGGUCUAAAACGAAUGCUCUGAACAUAUCCCAGAAGAUGAUUGAGAUGUUUGUCAGAACAAAACACAAGAUUGACAAACGGCAUGAGUUUGCUCUGGUGGUCGUCAACGAUGACGCCCUGUGGCUGUCAGGCUUUACCUCUGAUCCCAGGGAGCUGUGUAGCUGCUUGUAUGACCUGGAGACCAACGUGUGCGAGUCCUUCAACCUGGAAGAUCUCCUUAAUGUCAUACGUCAGAAAAUCGAGCUGCCGUUGAUGGAGAAUAUUCAGACUAUCCCGCCUCCGUAUGUGGUGCGGACUGUGCUUAUCUACAGCCGUCAUGCUGGGCAGCUGCAGUUCAACCCAUCUGAGGCUGUUAGUAAAAUGCUGCAGUCGCCAUAUUUUUUCUUCGACGUGGUCUAUUUGCACAACGGGGUGGAAGAGCAGGGGGAUGAGACCAGCUGGAGGGACAACUACACCUCUUUCAGUAACCUGGACUCUAAGGGCAUGUGUUACCGCUUUGAGGUUUCCUUAGGCGGACCCGCCAUUGAGCUGCACAAUUGCAUGGCCAAACUUCUGGCUCACCCUUUACAAAGGCCUUUCCAGAGUCAUGCAUCUUACAGCCUGCUGGAGGGGGACGACCCCCAGGACAUUGAGGCAACAGUUUAAAAUGGGACACUGGCUUCUCUGUGAAAUCCACACGCACGCGUUUCGGUUUUUCCUCCACAUUAUCACCAUUUUUUCUCUUAGCUGCUGUAAUUCAUGUAUUAUUUGGGAUGUAGGUGUAGAUCUAAGGAUAACCAAGGGGUUUGGUAAGUUGCCAACUGCACAGACAUUGUAUGUCCAUACUAAAAUAGACGAGUGAUUUUUUUUUUUC
This is a messenger RNA of Haplochromis burtoni (Burton's mouthbrooder), 1496 nucleotides long. It is a transcript of the gene babam1, whose product is annotated as BRISC and BRCA1 A complex member 1. The record is from RefSeq and is a predicted model, not a curated record. Gene Ontology annotation, biological process: positive regulation of DNA repair; double-strand break repair; protein K63-linked deubiquitination. NCBI's taxonomy places the organism in Eukaryota, Metazoa, Chordata, Actinopteri, Cichliformes, Cichlidae. The transcript has 9 exons. Bases 152 to 1288 code for a protein of 378 amino acids. Gene Ontology annotation, cellular component: BRISC complex; BRCA1-A complex; nuclear body.